Molecule: messenger RNA, 315 nt
Organism: Sphenostylis stenocarpa
Lineage: Eukaryota; Viridiplantae; Streptophyta; Magnoliopsida; Fabales; Fabaceae
Source: the annotation of a GenBank genome assembly
AUGGUGGGGGCAUCACUGUUGGAGGAGGAGGUAUUGCUGGAGAAAGUGGAGGGGAGCAGGGAGGAUAUGGAGAACUGGCCCCUAGUGGAUUGGAUCAUGGAAGAGAUUUCAGGGCUUGGAUCCGCUUCUGAAAUGGGCAAGCACGAGAGGAAAUUGAAAUGUGGGAGUUUACAGGAGAAGCUAAUGAGAGUUGGGAGAUUGAAGACAAUGGUGAAUUUGGGGAUAGCGAUGAUGGUUUUCGAAACAACUUUUGAAGCAUUGAAAUCAUGCGACACGAAGAUAUAUGGAAUCAAAAAUUUUAAAUAUUAUGAUUAA